CAGCUGGUUGUUUGGGGUCCCAGCAACGUCACUGGAAGGUUUAAUCUGAUACAAAGUGACACUUACCUGAAGCUAUUUUCUCUAAUUGAUAUCACCCUAAUAUUCGUAGCAAUGUCCGACGCCGCGAAAGACAAGGCCGCUCGCCUGCUGAAGAAGAGGGGGAGUAUUUCGUCUCUGAGCAGCCAUGAAGUCAGACCACGGGAAAACCUCAGCAAACCUCGGGAAUCCAGAGACUCAAUGAGUACAGUGUCUUAUAUCGACGAGCCAGGACAUCAUGAUGACAUCACCCGUCCAGCAGUGCAGAUGGAAAACACCUACCAGUUAGGUCCCGUGCGCCGUUUUCCUGUGGCCACAGUCAAUAAUAUUUUAAAGGACGUCCUGACAAGUUAUCUACAGGAGGAGAAGUACGAGGCCGAGCUCUGUAGACAAAUGACAAAGACAAUCUCUGAGGUUGUGAAGGCCAGAGUCAAGGACCUGAUGAUCCCCAGAUAUAAAAUCAUUGUCCUUAUCUACAUCGGACAGCUGAGCGAUCAGAACAUGCGGGUGGGCAGCCGGUGUAUCUGGGACCCAGCGUACGACACCUUCUCCUCCUACACCUUCAAGAACAGCUCCCUGUUUGCCCUGGCCAAUGUCUAUGCCGUAUAUUACGAGUAGGUGCCCGGCAAACGAUGCCCAACAGAAGGAUCAUCACUCUAAGGCCUCCUGCACACGAACGUAUUUUGCGUUCCGUAUACUGGCCACUUUCUGCGUUCCGCAUGCGGUCCGUAUACGGAACCAU
Bufo bufo (common toad) is the source of this 778-nucleotide messenger RNA. It is a transcript of the gene DYNLT5, whose product is annotated as dynein light chain Tctex-type family member 5. The transcript is spliced from 5 exons. Gene Ontology annotation, molecular function: dynein intermediate chain binding. The record is from RefSeq and is a predicted model, not a curated record. Gene Ontology annotation, cellular component: cytoplasmic dynein complex; cytoplasm. Gene Ontology annotation, biological process: microtubule-based movement. Lineage: Eukaryota; Metazoa; Chordata; Amphibia; Anura; Bufonidae. Bases 112 to 654 code for a protein of 180 amino acids.